AUGAGUUCCAUCGAAGAUGAUCCUGUCGUCGCCUCGUACGACGUCUUCCUGACCGACUCCGAUGUCUCUCGCUACGUCUUCCAAUACAUUGACCGACCCGGCAAGCACCCUUACAAUGAACGAAUGGGCCAAAAGCCGACUGCUCUGCGCAUGAAACCGAACACCGGUCUGGUGGAAGUUGAUGUCCCAAUAUUUACCCGCACCACCUAUGACGUGAACAAAGGACUCAAAUACGGCGAUGCGAUGAAAAAGAGUCGGAUUGCUCGAGAUGGCGGCGCAUUUGGAAUGGCCGGCGGCUUUAGUACUGGUGGAUCGGCCAGUGCAGGUGGCCGAGUCAAGUCCGAAGCAAACGCAGAUGUCGAGGUGCUGGAUAAUAGAAAGAUGAUCGACCCAUCGGCACUGGUUCGAACACAGGCGCUUGGUGGUCGCAUCAAGCCCCAGGAAGAGGGUGAUCCGGUUCACAUGCUGGCCGCAUUCAAAGGGAAAAAUUUGCAUCUUUCUCCGGUUUCUGCAGUUGUUCAAUUGCACCCCCAACUACACCAUUUAGAUGCGAUGGACGAGCUGCCCAAGGGCAGGGGUGGCAAGGGCAAGAAGGAUGACGAAGAUCGCCCGACCGAGGCCGAAGCACGAGCAGUUGAUGUCAAAAUUAAAGGUGCGGAGGACGGAGGUGCAAUGCUUGUUGGCAACCUGGACCUCUUGAAGAGGAUGCAAGACGAGAAGUGGAAGAAGUUUGACUGGGUUGACGCCGAGACCGAGGAAUCUUGGUAUAACUAUGAGAACUACAUGAUGCACCAGAACCCAGAAGAGUUGCCGCAGCUCCAAUCCUUUAUCGACAGCGAGAACUAUUUGGAUGGGAUGAGUGCUCCGCGUAUUGAUCCUGCACGGCCUGAGAUGACAGGAUGGGCCAUGAAGCAAAAUCGGCAGAAGCAAAGAGAGGGACCAUCUGAUAGCGAGGAUGAAGUAUGA
Molecule: messenger RNA, 966 nt
Organism: Penicillium manginii
Lineage: Eukaryota; Fungi; Ascomycota; Eurotiomycetes; Eurotiales; Aspergillaceae
Exons: 3
Coding region: 1-966 (321 amino acids)
Biological process (GO): DNA-templated transcription
Cellular component (GO): RNA polymerase III complex; nucleus
Source: RefSeq, a predicted model, not a curated record